AACAGGAUGAAACUCGAUAAAAAAAAGCAAUAGCCCCAGUAAAACCCUAAGAACAAUACGAAAAGUUCAAAAUAAUAAGUAGUUUAGAAACUUCCAGAUGAUAUGGUAUGGAUCAAGUUUGAAAUUAGGAAUCUGAAAUCAGAGAUUGCUUCAACUUUUAUGAUCCUUAAAGGUCUGGUCACAUUAAUCGAUAAAGCUUGCGAUCAAUUCUAGGCAAUUUUGCUUUUAUUAAUAAAACUGUUAAGGAUAUAGAAGAGGAAAUUCAUGAUGUUGUUGAUGAGUAUAACUUUAUAUUAUUUGAAUUUUUUUCAUAGACAACGAGAUAGUUUUUCAUUGAAAGAUGUGAUGCAUUUAAUUUAAAGAAGAUGGUUUGAGAAUAAGGGUAGAGAUGAGGAGAUGGAUGAAAUCUUCGAUUUAUUUGUUAAAAAGUAAAAUAACUAUUUAUUACUGUAGAGAUCGUAAAAUUGGAUUGGCUGAAAUUAAAAAUGUCUUUGGUUAAUAUCUUGAUAUUCAGAUUAGUGAAUCUGAUAUCCUUGAAUUCAUCUCAGAUGCAAGCAAGGGUAAAGACGCUAUGACUAAAGAUGAUUUAGCAUCUAAAAUGAAUUAUAUUUGA
Messenger RNA from Paramecium octaurelia, 613 nucleotides. NCBI's taxonomy places the organism in Eukaryota, Ciliophora, Oligohymenophorea, Peniculida, Parameciidae. The record is from the annotation of a GenBank genome assembly.